Molecule: messenger RNA, 3442 nt
Organism: Clarias gariepinus (North African catfish)
Lineage: Eukaryota; Metazoa; Chordata; Actinopteri; Siluriformes; Clariidae
Exons: 4
Coding region: 28-2121 (697 amino acids)
Molecular function (GO): GTP binding
Source: RefSeq, a predicted model, not a curated record
GACAGAAAAUGGACAGAAGAUGAGAGAAUGAAAAUGAAGAACUCUGCUUCACGUGUUGAAUGUAAAGAUGACAAGCAAUUUAACGAAUGUAAAAAGAUCAGAAAACUGGAAGAAACUGAAACUGAGCUAAAAAACACUAAGCUGGAACUGGACAGCAUGUCUAAAUCACUGCAGCAUAAAGACCAACAGCUGGAGGAUUAUAAAAGACAAAUAGAAAAUAAAGAUACAGAACUGAGAAACAGAGAGAAAAUCAUUGAGGAUAAAGACGCACAACUCAAAGAUACAAAUACAAGACUAGAGAAGACGAGUAAAGAGCUAGAGGAGAGAGACAGAGCUCUACAUGAGAGAGAUCAACAACUGAAACUGAAAGACACACAGAUACAGGAGACACAAAUACAAGUGGAGGAAAAGGACAACAGACUUGUGGAGAAGGAGAAAGAAUUUAAUGAGAAAAAUGAAGAGCUGAAGAUUCUAAAAGAACGUUUAGAGACUAAUGAGAAGACUCUUUCUGAGAGAGAUGCAGUGUUAAUGGAAACUAAUAAUAAACUUCAACAUGCUACUGAACAAGUUAAAGAGAAAAUCUCACAACUGGAGAAUAUGAACAAACUGCUGAGUAAGAAAGCUGAAUUAGAGGAGAAAACAAAGCAGCUGCAGGAACAGACAGAUCCAGAAUCAUCAGUCCCCCUCAGGAGAAGAAACAGCAAGGAAGCGUUACCUCAAAAUAUGAGUGGAGAGACUCAGGACUCAGCAGCACCAAUCAGGAGAAGAAAUAGUACGGAGGCAAUUCGUCCUACAUUGGGUGAAGAAUCAUCUAGUCCACAUUCUUCAGUGUCGGUUCCUGUAGCAGAACUGAGGCUGGUGCUGCUGGGGAGGACAGGGUCUGGGAAGAGUGCAGCAGGAAACACCAUCCUGAGCAGAGAGGAGAGGAACCAGGCUGCUACAUCUACAUCUACAUCCACCCAGCAGAGUGAGAGCACACAGGGGGAGGUGGCUGGGAGGAAGGUGACUGUGGUGGACACUCCUGACUGGUUCUCUCCUGGACUCUCUCUGGAGAAGCUGAGACAUGAUGUGGGACUCUGUAUGCAUCUGUCUGCUCCAGGACCCCACGUCUUUCUCCUGGUCAUACCUGUAAAGAAGCCUGCAGGAGAGGAGAGAGGGAUGCUGGAGAAAAUGGAGGAGAUUUUUGGAGAGAGAUGUUGGAGAAACACCAUGAUUAUAUUCAGUGUUACUGAUGAUGUUCAGAAGAAGAACAUUGAUGGGUUUAUCCAAUCAGGAGACCAGGAGGUCCAGAGACUAGUGGAGAAAUGUGAGAACAGGUUUCACUGCCUCUACGUUAAAGAGAUUGUAGAUGGUUCUCAGGUCUCGGAGCUGCUGGAGAAGAUAGAGAAGAUGGUGGAAGGAAGCAGAGAGAAAUUCUACAGCAGUGAGAUCUACCUGGAGACAGAAUCUCAAAUUAAAGCAAUGGAGACUAAGAUCCUGAAGGAAAGAGAAGACAAAAGAAUGAGAGAGGAGAUGGAAAUAAAGGAAAGAAUAGAUAAGGAGGUGCAGGACUCUCUGAAAAAGAUAGAGGGAGUGAUCCAGGAGCAUAAAAGAGACAUCAGACAACUGAAUGACCGAACAACUGAACUAGAGAGAAAGGUGAAAGAAGAGAGAGAUGAAGAGAAAAAAAGAGAACUUGAGAGGGAGCUGAAACAAGAGGUAGAGCGAAGGACAGAAAUGGAAGAAAAGGUGAAGAAACUAAAAGAAAAGAGAGAGAGGGAGAGAAGAGAGAUAGAGGAGAGGCACCAACAGGAGAUGGAGGAGAUCAGGGAGGUGUAUGAAGGAGAGGUCAGGAUGGAGACAGAAAGAAACAUCAUGAAGUUCAUCCUGCCUGAAAUCCAGAGAAACAUUUUGGCCUCAAAAACAAAGAUGCAGGAAGAGUUCAGCAGACAGAUGGAGGAGAAGAACAGAGAGCUGGAGACUCUUAAACAGAAAUUUUCAGACCUCACAGAGACUCACAGUCUGUGUAAAGAGGUUUAUGGGAAAGCUGUGAGCAGCUCAGAGUCAAAGAAAGCAGCUGUAACAGGAGAGGUGUCGAAGGGAAUCUUUCAGUCAUUGACCGACUUUUUUGUCACUGGAUAACAGAGUUUGUAAAGCCACAGACACUCAAACAGUCUGAAAUGAAGUCUUUCAACUAGUAAUUGUGGACAGGGCUGGACUGGGAUAAAAAAUAAAUAAAUCAGCCAUGGUCUUUUUCCUCCAGGCAGCUCAACACUACAAUGGAAGAACUGGUCUAGACGGACACCACCCAUGUACAGUACAUGUCAGAAAAUUUUUAUAUCCUGGAAAGGGUUUUUUUUUUUGUUUGUUUGUUUGACUCACAGUCUGCGUAAAGAGGUUUAUGAGAAAACUGUGAGAAGAAGCCUGAGCCAGAGAAAGAGCAGCUGUAACCGGAGAGGCAUCAAAGGGAUUUUCUCAGAAAUUUAAAUAAUUUUUUUACCGAAUAACAGAGUUCAUAAAGCCCCAGACACUUACCCAGUCAGAAACUGGGUGUGCAAUACAGAGACAGUGGACAGAGCUGGACUGGAAUAAAAAUCCAAUAAUUUUUUUAGCUGCACUGUAUAUAAGCUUUUCAAACACACACACACUUACACACACACUAGGACAGGCUACCUCUCAAUGAGUUCCUGUUAUCUUGAAGCUCCUCCCUACUGAUUCAGCCCCCUCUCCUCCUGCUCCUCCUCAUUCUGCCCUUCACUUCGGUCCUCAUCAUCGAUGACAGUUAACUCCUGCUCUCCUCUAUGACUCUAAACCUGUUUUUUUUUAGAACACUUUCUAAUGGUUCCUGAUUUUUAAUUUCUUUGUACACUGUAAAGGAAUGCUAAAGGCGUCUUUGGAAUGCAUUAAUCUUCUUUGAACAGUUGAUAUUGAGAUGUUUCUGCUACUUAUGCUCUGUAAAGACUUUAUAAUGUUUUUGUUGUUGUUACAUAAUUAUCUAAUCCCAUAUGUUUUAUUUUAUAGCUUUGAAGCCCCCAGUAUUGUUGUAGAAUGUAAAAAAAUGAAUCACUAAACAAAAACAAAGAAAUUUGCAAGUGUUCUAAAACUUUUGAACGGUAGUGUAUAAGUAAAUACAAAAAAAAAAAAAAAAACAUAAGCCACCUUAUAAGCCGUAAGCCGUCCCUGUUGUAGUACAAACUGGAAAACCAUAAUUAUAAACAGAAUCCAUGUUACAUUAGUAUUUUAGAAAUCGUUUGACCAUUUGUUAGCAUGAAUGGAAGAUUCCCACACGGAAAAAACCUAUAUAAACAUUUUUUAUAUAGGUCUUGAAGUUUUAAUAUAGGUCUUUAAUAUAUGUGACAUACAGUAUAUAAAAUUGGCUGUUUUCCUAUAUUAUAUGUACAUAUAUGCGUACAUAUACGCGUACAUACAUACAUGCAUAUAUGCACCUAUAAAGAUACAUGUA